UAUAUACACACACAACACACAGCAAUAGUUUAAAUUCAAGGCAAAAAUAAUAUAUUUUUUGUAAAAAAAGCAUUCACAGAUAACAUAUAAACAGACAGAGUAUAUAAGCAGAAAGUAAUACUCAUACACAUAGUAAAAGUACACGUAAAUACACACACACAAACACACACACACAUACACACACACACAUACAUUUAAACACACACACAUACACUCACACAUACACACACACAUAUACACACACACUUAAACACUCACACAUACACACACAUACAUACACAUACACAUACACACACACAUACACACACACUUAAACACAAACACACACACACAUACAUACACACACACACACGCACAUACACACACAUAACACACACAUUUACCUAUACACAUAAGUUUGCAGGCAUUCAGUGUUAUGCAGUAACAGUUGCAAACAAUUAAGCAGUACAUAAAAACAAAUACAUACAUUACAAAUACUUUCAUUUAUCCAUACACAAGGCUCUCUAAACAACGACAUAAUAUCCAUUUGUAUAUAUAAAGAGAUACACCCCCACUUUCAGAUAUAUAUUUAUAUUGCACCUGUUGCCAGACCACAUGAGAAUAUGGGGUCAGAAGAGGAGCUGCUGAAGAUCGGGAGAAGGCUGGAGAGACGAAUGAGUGAGGGAAGCAUGGAUCGAGUCCUAGAAUUAUUGAGGGAGCUGCAGAAGUUUAAUAUCACAAUACCCCUUCUGAGGAGUACAAAGAUAGGGGUAACAGUGAAUAAAGUGAAGAAGAAGAGUAGUGAGGAGCCUGAGGUUGAAGAAUUGGCCAAAACCCUCAUCAAGGACUGGAAGAGAUUACUAGAUGCUUCAUACAAGGACAAAAGUGCAGCACCAAAUUCAAAGCUGACUUCUCCACCACAUGGAGGAUCAGAUCGACUUCAUUCACUAACAACAAAGAAGCAGCAUGCAGACAAACACAGCAAAUAUCCUGAGACUUCACCCCAAACACAGAGCCAGCAGACUACGCCGGACAGCUCUAAACCAAAAAGCAAAUGUCCUGAGUCAUCUCCUCGACCUGAAAGCCACCAAACUGUUCCUGAUAAUCUAAAACUUAAAAGGAGCCACUCCACUGAUAUUAAACCCUUGUCCACCACAAAGAAGACAGAAAGGAGGCAUUCCCUUAAUUUGCCCCUUCCGUCUUCUCCUUCCAAAAGUUCAAGUAACACCAAAGAGGAGCGAAAUUCCCUUGGAUCACCUGCAUCUGGAAAUGGAUCCAGCAAUCCUGCCUCUGACCACCGAGAUGACAGCCGUGGGAAUCUAAGUCCUCUUCCCGUGUGCAGUUCUCCUCCCUCCUGCUUUCUGCCUCCUUGUUAUCAGACAGGUGAUUCUGUAAGGGACAAGUGUGUUGAGAUGGUGACAGCAGCUUUAAAAACAGAUGAUGAUUACAAAGAGUUUGGCGCAAAUUGUGAGCGGAUUGCUUGGGAAAUUGAGGAGAGUAUAUACAAUGAGAUGAAGAUCACUGAUAUGAAAUACAGGAACCGAAUUAGGAGCCGGAUCAGCAAUUUAAAGGAUCCAAAGAACCCAAACCUUAGAAGGAACGUCCUCUGUGGGGUUGUGACACCUCAGAGAAUUGCUGUCAUGACAGCAGAGGAAAUGGCCAGUGAUGAGCUGAAAGAGCUCAGGAACAUUCUGACAAAAGAGGCCAUCAGAGAACAUCAGAUGGCAAAGACAGGAGGGACCCAAACUGACCUGCUGCAAUGUGACAAGUGCAAGAAGAAGAACUGCACAUACAACCAGGUGCAGACACGCAGCGCUGAUGAACCGAUGACAACUUUUGUCCUGUGCAAUGAAUGUGGAAAUCGCUGGAAGUUCUGCUAACUUACGAUGUACAGCCCAGAUAUUCCCAUGGCGCAAUGUAACUGGCUAAACUUCAAAGAACCAACAUAUUUCCUCAUCCCUCGGCAUAACUCUUUUAUUCUCUCCUUCAGUUUUUCAAGCAUGUAUUUAGUCAAAGUGUUUAGAUGGCUUUGUUAUUUAGAACAGUGCUAAAAGACUUGUAAAAUGUAUCCUAUAUCAUUUAUUUACCUUCUCACAAGGGUUGUAUGUUAGUGAGUUUACUUGCUUUUAUAAUCAGAGCACUUCAAGAUUUGCUAAUAAAAAAUGUACAGUUCA
This is a messenger RNA of Bombina bombina (fire-bellied toad), 2153 nucleotides long. RefSeq names its product transcription elongation factor A protein 2. Gene Ontology annotation, cellular component: nucleus. The coding region runs from base 603 to 1859 and encodes 418 amino acids. NCBI's taxonomy places the organism in Eukaryota, Metazoa, Chordata, Amphibia, Anura, Bombinatoridae. The transcript has 16 exons. The record is from RefSeq and is a predicted model, not a curated record. Gene Ontology annotation, molecular function: nucleic acid binding; zinc ion binding. Gene Ontology annotation, biological process: DNA-templated transcription; transcription elongation by RNA polymerase II.